CCCCGCUUGGACCCGGUCCUGCUUCUGUUGUUGUUGUUGUUUUUAAGGGGAUCGUGUUUUUGUUUGUUUGUGCCCGAGUCGACCUGGAGCUCCUGGGUGCAGAGCGGAGCGCGCGGCGCGGAGUGUCCAUGGAUUUCCAUCCAGUGGAAGUACCCUGAGAGUUCACCUGAGCUUUACUCCAUCACCUCCUGCUCCGACUUUGUUUUUUUUGUUUGUUUGUUUUUGUUUGUUUGUUUGUUUUUGACGCGCAGAGGAAACGAUGCUCGUGGCAGCCCUGUGCGUGGUUCUGUCGCUUCUGGGUGCGCCUGGCUCCGCGCAGGAGAACCUGCGCGCGGGGGCCCCCCGGCUGGACUGCGUGCGGGCCAGCGAGCAGUGUCUGCGGGAGCAGGCGUGCAGCACCAAGUACCGCACCAUGAGGCAGUGCGUGGCCGGCGGGAAGGAGAGCAACUUCAGCCUGGUGGCCGGCCAGGAGGCCAAGGACGAGUGCCGGAGCGCCAUGGAGGCGCUGAAGCAGAGCCCGCUGUACCACUGCCGCUGCAGGAGGGGCAUGAAGAAGGAGAAGAACUGCCUGCGCAUCUACUGGGGCAUCUACCAGACCCUGCAAGGUAACGACUUCGUGGAGGAGUCGCCGUACGAAGCGGUGAACAGUCGCCUGUCGGACAUCUUCCGCCUGGCCCCCAUCAUAGAGGGUGGGCAGUCGUGGAGCAGCUCCGCCACCUCGGCUCCAGGCAGGGGGGCUGCUGAGGACAGGGGUUCCCAGAGCAGAGAGGCUAUUCUGGGCAGAGGGGCCCCCUCCUCCACAGAACUUCAGGAUCCCAGUAGAAACAGGAGAGCUCAUCCCAAUUGGGCCAUAUUGGGUGAACCUGCAGUGGCUCGAGAGAAUAACUGCCUGAAUGCCGCCAAGGCUUGCAACCUGAACGACACGUGUAAGAAGUACCGCUCUGCCUACAUCAGCCCGUGCACCAGUCGUGUCUCCACCGCAGAAGUCUGCAACAAGAGGAAGUGCCACAAAGCUCUGCGGCAGUUCUUUGACAAGGUUCAUCCAAAGCACAGCUACGGCAUGCUGUUCUGCUCAUGUCCCAUCAGCGACCAGACAGCGUGCUCUGAACGCAGGCGUCAAACCAUCGUUCCUGUCUGUUCAUAUGAUGAAAAACAGAAACCCAACUGUCUGGAGCUACAGGCCUCCUGCAAGACCAACUACAUCUGCAGGUCACGACUGGCUGACUUCUUCGUAAACUGCAUGCCGGAUCCUCGCUCACUGUCAGGAUGUUUGAAGGAGAACUACGCUGACUGCCUCCUCUCAUACUCGGGGCUGAUUGGUACGGUCAUGACUCCAAACUACCUGCGCACACCCAAAAUCAGCGUCUCCCCCCACUGCGACUGCAGCAACUGUGGCAACAAGAAAGAUGAGUGUGACAAGUUCACCGAGUUUUUCACGGAGAACAUCUGCCUCCGUAAUGCCAUCCAGGCUUUUGGGAACGGAACAGACAUUGGGAUAGGACCACAGAUAUCUCCUGUUCAGACCACCACCUCCAUCACCACACCCAACCAAAGAAAACUCAUCGACAGCACCAGCAAUAACUAUAUUAACACAGACCCCGGCUUCUACCAAUUCUGUGGCAAUUUACAGGCUCAGAAGUUGAAAUCAAACUCAACUGUUGAUGUCUGUUCGUCGGACCCUCAAGCUCCUAAGGUAGACGAUCCAAGUGCAUCCAAUUCCAUCCUGAAAGACUCGGCUGUCAGCAGAUGGUUUGCUGACCUAGCCUCCCUGCUUCCCCCACUGCUCUGGAUGUGGUACUCCAGCUUCACCUCACUAGGCUCCUUGUAG
Nematolebias whitei (Rio pearlfish) is the source of this 1828-nucleotide messenger RNA. Its product is annotated as GDNF family receptor alpha-1. Bases 260 to 1828 code for a protein of 522 amino acids. NCBI's taxonomy places the organism in Eukaryota, Metazoa, Chordata, Actinopteri, Cyprinodontiformes, Rivulidae. Gene Ontology annotation, cellular component: signaling receptor complex; external side of plasma membrane. The record is from RefSeq and is a predicted model, not a curated record. The transcript is spliced from 11 exons. Gene Ontology annotation, biological process: nervous system development. Gene Ontology annotation, molecular function: signaling receptor activity.